AGCCCAUAACAUGCAAAAUCUAGUGUUAAGUGAAAUUAAGCCUAGAUUUUGCAUGUUAUGCAAAUGAAGUGAGUUGCCAGAAUGAUAACUGCUAGUUUGGGAUCGUAGUUAUAUAUUCUGGCAUUUUUUUCUUGAAUCUUGAUAUAAACAUAAUUGAGGUGUUUUUACGUUAUAAAAUUAGUUAUGACAUUGCCGCGAUAAACAAAAGUUAGGUGAUAUUCUAAGACGCAAAUUUCGCCGGGCAAUUCCGGAAACAGGGAAAAUAGUGAAACGAGCCGUUAUUAAAUUCGGAUCCUGGUAUAGCAUAGUUGGGACCCGAGAAGCUUGACCUUUUUCUCAUGGUAUAGGCAGCUUCACUUCACAACUCUCCGUGACUUUGGUCCGCUGAUUUACACGUUAAUCACCGAAAGCAAGGUGAAAAAGGAUACAAAUUCACAAUGGCGAGGAGACGGUUGUUGCUUUUAUUAAAGCCUUUCGAUGUGUUACCGACAAACCAAUCAGAUAACAUUUUUCAUUUCAGAAACCCUAAGUUAUUGCAGGUACUAAAAUAUCUAGACAAUAGACGUCUGGUUCACAAGGAGGCUAUAAAAUUCUGUCAGAACAUCUUGAGGAAAAAGCUUGUUGACUGGGAAGCUGUUUAUCGUUUUAAUCUAUCUCGGCCGAUCCGUGAUGUAGAUUUAGUAGUUACAAUAGGAGGAGAUGGUACAUUAUUGCAGGCAAGCCAUUUUGUGGAUAAUUCGAUUCCUGUUCUAGGAGUAAAUUCUGACCCAACUCAAGCAAAAGAGGUUGAAGAAUACAGUGAAGAGUUUGACGCUUCAAGGAGUACAGGAUUUCUUUGUGCGGCAACUAUCAAGAACUUUGAACAAAUAAUAGAUGACAUCCUUGAAAAUCGUGCUAGACCUUUUGAAGUCUCAAGGAUGUCAGUCACUCUCAACUCAAAGGAACUGACGCCUUACGCACUUAAUGAUGUUUUGAUUGCUCAUCCUUGUCCUGCUACAGUUUCCCGAUUCUCAUUCAGAACAAAGAAAGAGGACCAGUCUUGUUCUUCUCUGGUGCAUUGCAGAUCAAGUGGACUUAGAGUGUCAACAGCCGCUGGGUCAACAGCUGCAAUGCUUUCAGCAGGUGGAUUUGCAAUGCCAAUUUUAUCCAAAGAUCUCCAGUAUAUAGUGAGAGAACCCAUUGCUCCUGGAGCUUACAAUAGCCUGAUGCACGGCAUUGUGAAGCCUGAGGAGUUGAUGGAAAUUGCAUGGUAUUGCAAAGAGGGGCUGAUUUAUAUUGAUGGCUCUCAUCUUGUCCACUCUGUUCAAUAUGGGGAUAUCAUUGAACUCUCUUCCAACGCUCCAAAAUUGAAAGUUUUCUUGCCAUCCCACUUGAUAUCUUGAGAGCACAAACAUAUAGAAUUGAGUUCUUGUAAAUUUGAUUGCAUGAAGGUGUAAAGGUCGGUCAGAAUCUCCUUUAACUCUUGUAGCCUUUUGUGCUGGUGCACAAUGCUAGAUGGUGGUAGCUUUACUUUUUCACAGCUCAAAAGCUGCAGGGAAGAUGGUUGUGCGCUAGGCUUCUACCCUCUAGACAUGUAACUCCUGAUUAAUUGAACUUAAAAGAGGAAGAAGCUGUCAGCUGUGCAUCAUGCUUCAAAGUAGUCCGAAUCAAUACAAGAGAGGUAGUUUCAGGUUGAAGAAGCUUAUAUCCUGAAAGCAUUGUUGUAGACUUUUAGUAUGAACAUUGAGGCAUUAGAAUUGUGCCCUCCUUAGGGAAGGGUGUUGUUGA
Messenger RNA from Nicotiana tabacum (common tobacco), 1767 nucleotides. Its product is annotated as NADH kinase. Gene Ontology annotation, biological process: NAD+ metabolic process; NADP+ biosynthetic process. Lineage: Eukaryota; Viridiplantae; Streptophyta; Magnoliopsida; Solanales; Solanaceae. The record is from RefSeq and is a predicted model, not a curated record. Gene Ontology annotation, molecular function: NAD+ kinase activity.